This is a messenger RNA of Trifolium pratense (red clover), 633 nucleotides long. Its product is annotated as dihydroneopterin aldolase 1-like. The transcript is spliced from 3 exons. The record is from RefSeq and is a predicted model, not a curated record. Gene Ontology annotation, cellular component: cytoplasm. Lineage: Eukaryota; Viridiplantae; Streptophyta; Magnoliopsida; Fabales; Fabaceae. Gene Ontology annotation, biological process: folic acid-containing compound metabolic process. Gene Ontology annotation, molecular function: dihydroneopterin aldolase activity. The coding region runs from base 102 to 485 and encodes 127 amino acids.
AAUAAAAAUGAUAAUAAUCCCUCGCUUCCAACCAAAUAUAUAAUCUCUCCUCCACUGCUACUUCUUCUUCAUCAAAACUGAGUGAGUCAGGUAGCAAAGAAAUGGAAGGUAGAGACAAAUUGAUUGUGAAGGGAUUAAGUUUCUAUGGUUAUCACGGAGUAUUAAAGGAAGAAAGGACGCUUGGUCAGAAGUUCUUUGUAGAUGUUGACGCUUGGUUGGAUCUCAAACCAGCUGGAAUAUCUGAUAAUUUGUCUCACUCUUUUAGCUACGUUGAAAUAUAUCGUAUAGCUAAGGAAGUUAUUGAAGGACCACCUCAAAAUCUUCUGGAGUCAGUGGCGCAAAAAAUUGCAAUCGCUACUUUGACAAGUCACAAAGAGAUAUCUGCUGUUCGUGUGAAAGUUGGAAAGCCUCAUGUGGCGAUUCCGGGUCCGCUUGAGUACUUAGGCGUUGAGAUUGUGAGAUGCAGAAGCGAUUUGACAGAAUAAAACUUUCUUAUUUAAUACUGCAGGUUUUUUUAUGUAUUCCAAUUUGUUUGAUACAAUAAUAACAUUUCUCUGAUCCGAGCUUACCAUCAGUUUUAUCUCUAUCUCUUACAAGUUUUGCUAAUAAAAUUAAAAGAUGAAACUAUAAGCA